Oldenlandia corymbosa var. corymbosa is the source of this 1470-nucleotide messenger RNA. The record is from the annotation of a GenBank genome assembly. Lineage: Eukaryota; Viridiplantae; Streptophyta; Magnoliopsida; Gentianales; Rubiaceae.
AUGCGUCAGAAAAAACUAUGGAAAAGGCAUCAUGUGGAAACCUCUGAGUUGAAGUUACAGUCCAAAACUCUGGUUGCUGUACUUUUGCUAGUGGGGCAGUGGCCACUGCUGCAAAUUGAUGAUGCUUCGGUUACAAAGAAAGUCGCAUUGUUUCCCAUUGGUUCAUUUGCACAUAAAUCCAUCAGUGACAAAGAAGGGCUAAAAUAUGAUCAUACUGACAAAGAGGCAGAAAACAGUUCAUUCCAACCGAAGACAGUACAGGAGGAAGAAGAAAAAGAACCAUUGCCGCGACAAAUGAAGAGGUACAAGCAGUUGGAGAGGCUGGAAACUGUUUUGUCAAAAGCCAAGUCUUCAAUCAGGGAAGCUGCUCGAAAUGGUAGCAUGAUCUCAACACAUGAAGAUGCCGAUUACAUCCCUCAAGGUCCUAUGUACUGGAACGCGAAUGCCUUUCACUGGAGUUAUCUAGAGAUGGAGAAGGUAUUCAAGAUUUAUGUCUAUAAAGAAGGAGAACCUCCACUCUUCCAUGAUGGCCCUUGCAAGAGUAUAUACUCAAGUGAAGGAAGGUUCAUCCAUGAAAUGGAAAAGGGAAACUUUUAUCGUACGAAUGAUCCUGAUGAAGCCUUUGUGUAUUUCUUGCCCUUUAGUAUUGUGAAUUUUGUACAAUAUUUGUAUGAUCCUAUCAGCCAUGAUAGAAGGGCUAUCGGUCACACCCUGGCUGAUUAUAUAGGACUAUUAUCUGGUAAAUAUCCUUUCUGGAAUCGCAGUCUCGGUGCUGAUCAUUUCAUGCUUUCUUGCCAUGAUUGGGGACCGUACUCAACAACUUAUGUUCCAGAUUUAUUCAACAAUUCCAUCAGGGUAUUAUGCAACGCCAAUACAUCAGAAGGCUUUAGUCCACUCAAGGAUGUUUCACUACCCGAAAUCCAUCUCAAAACAGGUGGAAUCACUGGACUUAUUGGAGGUCCCUCGCCUUCAAAGCGAUCCAUUCUCGCAUUCUUUGCUGGAAAACUGCAUGGCCACAUCAGGUACCUUCUGCUAAACCAAUGGAAAGACAAAGACAACGACAUACAAGUACACGAAAACCUCCCAAAAGGCGUUUCGUACGAAUCAAUGCUGAGGUCAAGCAGAUUCUGUCUGUGUCCGAGUGGAUACGAGGUUGCUAGUCCAAGAGUAGUUGAAGCAAUCUAUGCAGAAUGCAUUCCGGUUCUGAUAUCAGAUAGCUAUAUACCGCCUUUCAGCGACGUGCUCAACUGGAAGUCAUUUUCCAUUGAAAUUGCCGUGAAAGACAUACCUAACAUCAAGAGUAUACUAAUGAGUGUUUCUCAGACUCAGUAUGUGAGAAUGCAUAGAAGGUUGAAGCAAGUUCAGAGGCACUUUGUUAUUAAUGAUCCUCCCCAAAGAUUUGACAUUUUUCACAUGAUUGUGCAUUCCAUUUGGCUGAGAAGAUUGAACAUUCAGAUUCAGGAAUCAUGA